Messenger RNA from Serpula lacrymans var. lacrymans S7.9, 978 nucleotides. RefSeq lists its product as uncharacterized. The record is from RefSeq and is a predicted model, not a curated record. Bases 112 to 678 code for a protein of 188 amino acids. NCBI's taxonomy places the organism in Eukaryota, Fungi, Basidiomycota, Agaricomycetes, Boletales, Serpulaceae. The transcript is spliced from 4 exons.
UCCGUUCUCCACACCGUACAUGUGAAUCUCAGACACGCUUUAAGUCACCGCGCAUCGCACCAUUCUGGAUCGACAUUGGACCGAGACUUAAACAGAACCUUCAUCAUCAACAUGGCUGCCCCACCCAAUGUCACCACGACCGACCUUAGUGGAAGGUAUCUCAUGAACAAGUCUUUAAGUGACAGUACAGAUGAGAUCCUUAGACUGCAGGGCGUGUCUUGGUUCAAGCGAAGGGCAAUCGCCACGUUCAGCCUGACACUCACCGUUAGCCACUACAAGGACGAUGACGGCGUUGAGCACAUCGACAUUGAUCAGACACUUUCCGGAGGUAUUCCGGGAACGAGAGAGGAACGCACUCUCAACUGGGAGUCGCAUCCCAACUACGACGAUGUAUUUGGCGCUGUGUUUGGAAAGUCGAGGAGAGUUCAACUCGAGGACGUUGACGAUGAGUUCUUGAAGAAUGGCUGGACUGCUGAUACCGCAGAGCACGGUGGUAUUCAGUCCUAUGUGGAGAGCGAUACCUCCAAGAGCGGAAAGACAUGGACCGCAGAACAGAUCUGGGGUUUCGAGGAUAAAGAUGGCGUUAGAAGAUAUGCCAGACAUGUCAAGUUCACCAGCUCGGACAGGAAAGAAGGACCGAUCUUGGCUCAUUUGUACUACGACUAUCUUGGUAACUGACGGCUACGAUACUAGCAAAGAUCAAAAAGGAUGUAAUACCAAAUUUCUCGUGCUACAUGUAUGAUAUCCUGAUAAUAUUGAGGGAAUAAAUGACUCGUAGCAGGGUCCGUGUGGAGCCUCGCAUAUUAUUAUGUCCGAGGUUUAGGACUGCCUCGACCUAUCGAGUCUCCACAAGCGGAAUCAGUCCUAGAAUCCUCCGUUCUUGUGAGGUCGAUAUAGCAUGAUAUAAACAUAAGAGAUCAGUCAACAUUCAUCCCAACGACAGUCUGUGUAUCGGGUCGCUGCCAGUGACAGAGGUUC